Mauremys mutica (yellowpond turtle) is the source of this 1662-nucleotide messenger RNA. RefSeq names its product potassium inwardly rectifying channel subfamily J member 1 (gene KCNJ1). Gene Ontology annotation, cellular component: plasma membrane. The coding region runs from base 362 to 1480 and encodes 372 amino acids. Gene Ontology annotation, biological process: regulation of monoatomic ion transmembrane transport; potassium ion import across plasma membrane. The record is from RefSeq and is a predicted model, not a curated record. Gene Ontology annotation, molecular function: ATP-activated inward rectifier potassium channel activity. NCBI's taxonomy places the organism in Eukaryota, Metazoa, Chordata, Testudines, Geoemydidae. The transcript is spliced from 2 exons.
UCUGCACAGGUUCCUUUAGUUAGCUUUGCCAGCUCAACACCUCUGCUAUAUCUAAACCAUUUAGCCGCCACUGUUGUGCCUUUCUUGCAGAGUUUAUAAAUUAAAGCACAGCCUUAAAUGUGCCAUUGCAUAUAGAUGAGCUGUCAACCAGUUUGAGCUGACACAGUGACACAUAAAUACCAAAGGAGACCUUGAGCUCUCUUCCAUCUGAUACAGGACCUGCAGGACCAAAGCACUGAAGAAACCUACAGCUCCAGGGAUAUUGCGAGUUACUCACUGUGCAAGAAGCAGGGCAGCCUUCUCUCUCUUCUGUGGCCAUUCUUACUGCUUAGCAAACAAGACUACUUUGUCGAUAGAGGGAAUGUUCAAAUACUUCCGGAAGCGCUUUGCCAGCCAUCUGACGGAACGCAGUCGCCGAAGAGCAAGGCUGGUAUCUAAAGAUGGAAGGUGUAACAUAGAGUUUGGGAAUGUAGAAGAACAGUCACGGUUUGUCUUCUUGGUUGAUAUAUGGACCACCAUCCUGGACCUAAAAUGGAGAUACAAGAUGACCAUCUUCAUCUCAGCAUUCUUAGGCAGUUGGUUCCUAUUUGGUCUUCUUUGGUACGUUGUGGCAUAUAUACAUAAAGAUCUUCCUGAAUUCAGUCCUUCCAUAAACCACACCCCAUGUGUGGAGAACAUAAACGGCUUGACCUCUGCUUUCCUGUUCUCCCUGGAAACCCAGGUUACCAUUGGCUAUGGCUUCCGGUGUGUCACAGAGCAGUGUGCCACUGCCAUUUUUCUGCUGAUCUUCCAGUCUAUUCUUGGAGUCAUCAUCAACUCUUUCAUGUGCGGCGCUAUCUUGGCCAAGAUUUCUAGGUCCAAGAAACGGGCCAAGACCAUCACCUUCAGCAAGAAUGCUGUCAUUAGCAAACGAGGCGGCAAGCUGUGCCUCCUUAUCCGGGUGGCCAACCUUAGGAAGAGUCUACUGAUUGGGAGCCACAUCUAUGGGAAGCUUCUGAAGACGACCAUCACUCCAGAAGGAGAGACUAUCAUUUUGGACCAGGUCAACAUAGACUUUGUGGUGGAUGCUGGCAAUGAGAACCUCUUCUUCAUCUCCCCCUUAACUAUUUACCACGUCAUUGAUAGGACCAGCCCGUUCUUCCACAUGUCAGUGGAAACCAUCCUCCAGCAGGAUUUUGAGCUAGUGGUAUUUUUAGAUGGCACAGUGGAAGCCACUAGUGCUACCUGUCAGGUCAGGACAUCCUAUAUCCCAGAGGAGGUACUCUGGGGCUACCGCUUUGCUCCCAUCGUAUCCAAGACCAAGGAAGGGAAGUAUAGAGUAGACUUCCACAACUUCAGCAAGACUGUGGAAGUAGAGACUCCUCACUGUGCCUUUUGCCUCUACAAUGAGAAGGAUGCUAAAGCCAAGGCAAAGAGAGGUUACGACAACCCUGGCUUCAUCCUAUCAGAAGUCAAUGAAACCAGCGACACAAAAAUGUAGCUCUGUAUGCUCAUGGGACUGGGGCAUUUUUUAUCGUAACACAAACUCAAUACGGAGAUGCCCAAUAACCUAGUAGCGCAGAAGAAAAAUGAACAGGGCUGUUUUGACAUGAAAAUAGCUCCUGAUUUUUCAAAAGAAUUAAAUCAAAUCAGACCACCACACCAGUGAUCUCUGGGAGGCUA